Molecule: messenger RNA, 2258 nt
Organism: Ostrea edulis (European flat oyster)
Lineage: Eukaryota; Metazoa; Mollusca; Bivalvia; Ostreida; Ostreidae
Product: diphosphoinositol polyphosphate phosphohydrolase 1-like
Exons: 4
Coding region: 153-605 (150 amino acids)
Biological process (GO): adenosine 5'-(hexahydrogen pentaphosphate) catabolic process; diadenosine pentaphosphate catabolic process; diadenosine hexaphosphate catabolic process
Cellular component (GO): cytoplasm; nucleus
Molecular function (GO): diphosphoinositol-polyphosphate diphosphatase activity; bis(5'-adenosyl)-hexaphosphatase activity; bis(5'-adenosyl)-pentaphosphatase activity
Source: RefSeq, a predicted model, not a curated record
UACGAUCUCUGGGAUACGUUUUCAUUGCAUGUCGUUGGUUGCAGUGCCGUGCGUUAUGGGUGCUUGUUUUGAGUAAAAAAUUUAACACAGACUUAGGAAAUGUAAGAAACAGGUUUUGUGUUGAAAAUUUAGGACAGAUUGAAAUUAUUGACAUGGUGAAAGAAAAGCCAAAUUCUAUUAGAACAUAUGACAAGGACGGUUUCAGACGGCGGGCAGCAUGUUUGUGCUUCAAAGACCAUAAAGAAGAAGAGCUACUUCUUGUGACCAGCAGCAAAGACCGAGAAAAGUGGGUGGUGCCGGGGGGCGGGAUGGAACCCACAGAAGAGUCUCACACCACUGCAGAGCGAGAGGCAUUGGAGGAGGCGGGGGUCCGAGGAACACUCGGCAGAUAUCUGGGCAUGUUUGAGAACAAAGAAAAAAAGCACCGGACCUGGUUGUAUGUGUUUCUUGUGAAUGAGUUGCUGGAUGACUGGGAGGAUAAAAAGGCAAUGGGGCGGACUCGGGAGUGGUUUACGAUUGAGGAAGCUACCCUGCGGUUGUCUCACAAGCCUGUACAAGUCAGCUACCUAGAAAUCCUGAAGAAGGAACGAGACUCGGUCUCAUGACAGUCACGUGACCACUCUCUACAGAAGAGUAUCAAUUGUCUGCAUUGUUGUAUGCAUUGUGAUAGUGAGAUAUUGUUUGACUGAUAAAGAGGUAUUUGUUGAAUGUUGAUGCAAGUGUUUUCAAUGGUAGUUGUGAUUGAUUGAUUUAUAGGUAAACAAUGAACUGCAGUCAUUAAUGACGCAGAUCAAGAAAUCCAGAGGGUUCCCAUUAAAUGAGGAUUUUUUUAACAGAAUGUAAGAUGCAAUCAUUGUAGUGUAUUUUGGAAGAAAAUGUUGAAAGUGUAAAUUAAUAGUAUUUGGAGUCUGGAAGUCGAGAACAUUUUUUUGUCUGGUGAAUGAUGUAAUGCUGCAUUAAUUGAUUUUCACCUCUCAUUUUUUCCAACAAAAUUGAAGAAUAAAAAACCUGAGAGAAUCGGUAGCUGUUGAUUGAGAAUGAUGUCAAUUGUUAGACUGUGUUUGGAUAUGCAAUGAGAGCAACUGAUAAUUUGAGAAAUGCUGAUCAUUGCAUUUCCAGGAAAUGUAAUAGAGUUGUUCCUAUAGGUGUUUGAGUGAUGAGGUUAUAAGGAGAGGGACGAUUAUUCAAUUGAUGAAAUUACUUCUUUUAGAAAAAGUAGUCUUCACAAGUUUUGUGUAGAGUUUGGCUGUAAACUAUUUGGAGUGUGAGUGAAGAAUUGCUGGCCUGUGAUAAUACAUAUGUUCCCUAGGGAGUAGGAGUGAUGUAGUAGUAGGCAAAAAUAUUGUCCAGGGCCAGAGAGAAAAAAAUUACCAGUCCCAAUUAUAUUAAGAGAAUAUGACAGAUCUGAUAUGAAAAAAUUUCUGUGAUGUUUUGGGAAUUGGAUCUAAAGAUCUGGAUUUCAAUAUGUUUUCAUUUCCGAUCAGUAUCCAUUUCAACCAUUUGGGAUUAUAUUGCACAUAAGAUACAGUUGUCCAUUACUCUCAUUAUGAAAACAAUUUUGAUUCAGUGGCUUUUUACACUAAUCAAACCCCAAAAGAUUUGCAUUAAACACAACACAAUGUUUUUCAUUCUGUGAGAAAAUGAUGGAAAAUGCCAUCAUAUGGUAUUUGCUUUCAGAAUGUUCUCUAAAACCCCCUUCUGUAUUCUAUGUAUAGACAUUUUUGAGGAUAAAGAAUCAAAACAUGUGGUUUUCGUUUUACUGUUAUGAUUUAGUUGUAAACCCCUUUUUUUAUUUUUGAAUUGAGCCCUGUCUUUAGUGAUUUGUACUGUAGUGCAUUAAAUGACCCUCAGUUAUACAAUAUAUAUGUAUGCAUUCCACUGUUCCUGGAAACAGACAGCUUCACCGUUUAUAGACGUGUCCUGAUUUUUGUUGUCUCAGAAUUCCAUCAUAGAAUCUGUCCAAGUGUUAGCUGAUGUGUUUAGUUGUGUGCAAGGCUGUCAACCUCUGUUGAUUAUAAUUUUCUUUGCAAUGUACAAUCAUAUUAGACAAUUUUUCACUUCUAUUCUGGAAAGAAUUCCUGUUUAAAAGCUUUAGUACGCUACACUGUUGGGAACACAUUUUAUUGCAUCAAAGUACUCAUCAGUCCACGUUUCAUUUAAUGCUGACAUGGGUUGUAGUAAUUUAUCAACAUGGCUACAAUGUCUGCUCAGCCCUUUUUCUGUCAACAAUUGAAUAAAGGUUAUCUAAAAUUGUAAAA